Messenger RNA from Planococcus citri (citrus mealybug), 6361 nucleotides. Its product is annotated as potassium channel subfamily K member 13-like. Gene Ontology annotation, cellular component: plasma membrane. Gene Ontology annotation, molecular function: outward rectifier potassium channel activity; potassium ion leak channel activity. The coding region runs from base 452 to 1810 and encodes 452 amino acids. Gene Ontology annotation, biological process: potassium ion transmembrane transport; stabilization of membrane potential. The transcript is spliced from 2 exons. Lineage: Eukaryota; Metazoa; Arthropoda; Insecta; Hemiptera; Pseudococcidae. The record is from RefSeq and is a predicted model, not a curated record.
CCUCACGGACGAAGGCCGCGGUCGCCGUGAAGUAGAUUUUCAUUAAAGGUGAGGUGGACGAGAGCGAAGAGGAAAAGCUCAUUAUCAAGUGUUUUUUUUCAUUAAAAACUCGAAUGAAUGAAGCACAUAUAUUCCAUGAGUUUUUAAAAGUCAACCAUCUACCUAUUCCAUUCGAAAUUUCCCUCGUGUUUGUUCGUCUUGCUCUUGCUGUUGGUAUGCGAGCAUUCGACAUGGAGGACGCGAUACCUCGCGUGUGUUUUCCUCAUUUUCUUCUAAUUGAAUCGAUUAAUUUUUGUCGUUAUCGAUAUGCGUUUACGAGUUGGCAAUGAUUUUGUCUGAUUGUUUUCAACUUUUUACACAUAUUUUGGAUACCAUGUCAAUCAACUGGUGAUCGGUUUGCAAUUUGUUCGACGUCUAUAUCCGUAUGAUUUCAAGAGAGCCAUCAUGAAAUAUGCCUCUGAACGAGGAAAAUAGUCGUAUCGUAGUGUUGGGUUGUAUACUCGCGUUGUACGUGGUUGUUGGAGCUGUUAUCAUUCGUAAAUUCGAACACCCUUUCGAGAAACGCUUGCUGCGGAAUUACUGGAAAAUGUACGAAGAAUUUGGCGAUAAGUUGAUCAACGGGACUGCCCAGAUUGAUGAAUUGAAUUCGCUGCUGUACGCCUAUGGUAAUGUUACCUCAUCGUUAGGAGUACCUGGCAAGCACGAAAGGUGGAAUUUUCUGGGCAGCUUGUACUUCGUGGUUACCAUCGUUAGUACCAUCGGUUACGGAACCUACACUCCGAACACCGUUGCUGGCAAAAUAUUCGUCAUAUGCUACGGUCUGGUAGGAUGCGCCAGCGGAAUACUGUUCUUCAAUUUAUUCCUCGAACGAGCCAUCACAUUCCUGGCGUAUUUUCUACGCGAAUUAUACAUCAGGAAAAUAAUAACUCGAUCCGAUGACGAAGAAGGUAAUUCGGGCGAAUUACCGGAAAAUUGGAAACCCAGCAUAUACUCGGUGUUAGCCUGCCUAUUGAUCUGUUCCACUAUCAUGAUUUGCCUAGCUGUACCCGUAUAUUCGCUGAUCGAAGGAUGGACUUAUGUCGAAUCGGCGUACUUCUGUUUCGUCUCAUUUGCCACCAUCGGUUUCGGCGACUUUGUAGCUGCGCAGAAACCCGAAUAUAAGCACGGCACCUUGUACGUAUUCGCCAACGUAGCCGUAUUAGCUUUGGGAUGCUGUUUUCUGUACUCGUUAUUUAACGUCAUCUCUAUCGUACUCAAACAACUGCUGAACUGGUUGAUCUUUCGACUGAACGCCAUAAUAGCGUUUUUCCACCGCGAAAAAACCAGUAGACAGCCGGAACGAGUAUUAAGAAAAUAUUCGCUGAAAAUGCAGCGAGAACGACGCAAUCAGCGUCGCAGAUCGAGCAUCGCUAUCAUUAGGAGAACGCUGAAACGUAAAGCUCUCGGUGCCUCGACUCCGGAGCGAGUUAACGAUGGUGAUUUACCCAUCGAUGACAGAACUGCAUCGGGAUUGGCGAUCGAUCGUAAACUGUCGGAUGACGGAUUGAUCUCGAUGAAAGAUUUUUUCUCGUCGAAUCAAGUCAGCUUGGCUAUAAUGCAGAAGCAGCUUCAAGAUAGCGCUCAGACUGUGGACUUCGGAUCGUCAAGGUCGAUUGAAGAGCCUAUCACGUACGAGCAAGAACCACCCGAACGAUCGAAGCCUGCUACCUCGGUUCCGGCUAUUGUCAAGUCGUCCUUUCCGGCCGGAAGGUUUAUUCCGGGCACGAUCGGUCCUUUGGCGAUAUUAUGCGAUAAAUUGGGUGAUAAGUGAUGGGCGAAGGUGUAUUGGGUGUGUAUAGUGGAUUUGGUUUCGGUGUGGGAUGUUUUGACUUUCGAGAGGAAUGAAACGUGUUCUUGGACUUUUUGAUCAGUUUCAGAAUUUGUUUGAAAAAAACUGAAUUUAUAGAUGAUCAUUUGCGAAUUUCGUUCUUAAUUUUUUAUGUUUCUGCGUUGGCAUGAAAGUUUUCCAAUUUUUGAUCAGUUUCUGGAACUCCUUGAAAUGUAAACGUGAUGAAAAAUAUGGAAUGAAUUGAGAAAAUCUCUAACGAGUGUCAGAUUCUAUUGCUGUAAGAUGAUUGUCAGUCCAUAACGACCAAAAAGUUCUCUGGAAAUGGAAUGAGGCUGACUCAUUUUGCAGAUUUGGGUUUAAAAUGUCAAAAAACGACUAUUUUGGAUUUUCGCAGUAGCAUAGGAAAAAUUUGCAAUUUUCAGAAUGACUCAAAUUCUCCUUACACUGAAAGUAUGCUUCCUUAAGGUACUCAGUUGCAUUAUGGAUCGCGCCCUUUGGAUGGUUUUUUGGGCUAACUUAGCUCUAACAUAAUUACACAAGUGCCAAGUGAAGAGCUCAAAAAAUUCAUCAAGUCGAAUUUUAAUGUCCAUGGACCCUCCCCCCCCCUUCUAGUAAAAAUAAACGGUCUUAGAAUUAUUCAAAAGUGGCCUUGUGACCUAUCAAAAUAAGUUAAAAUUACGCGAGAAAUUCAAAUAUUUCAGCGGUUAUUGUUCUUGAGAAAUUUUUGAAAGAUUAUGAUUUUUGAAAUUUUUGAAAGUGUGUGCGACUUUGACGAAUAGGCUGAGAUUUCUCGAGAAAUUCUAAUACGUAAAUACGAUUUUAACAAAAAAAUUUUUGAGCGUUUUUGAAGAAUUUUGAGCUCAAAAAUUGAGUAUUGAAUUUUCGGGGUUUUUCGAAAAAGUGCAAUGCAACCUAUCAAAAUAGGUUAAAAUUUUUGGGGAAAAAGUCAGAAAUUUCUAUCCAAACUUUUUCCAGCUUUUUUGAUGAAUUAUGAGCCGAAAAUGGGUUCCAAUUUUUGGAAUUUUUUGAAAAAGUUGUCAUGCGAGUUUGAAAGAUGGAUUAAAAUUUAGCAAGAGAUUCAAAUAAAUGUUUUGAAAAAAAUUUUUUUGAACAUUUUUGAAGAAUUUUGAGCCUGAAAUUGGUGAUUGGUUUUCGAAGUUUUUUGAAAAAGUGCUGGGUUAAAAUUUCGGGGGUGAAUCAAAAAUUUCUAUCCAAACUUCGUUUUAGCUAUUUGAAGAAAUGUGAGUUCAAAAUUGGGUUAUGUUUUUUGGCAUUUCUUGAAAAUAUGUAGUGUUAUUGGACCUUGAUAAAUGGGUUAAAAUUUCAUGAUGAAUUUCAUAAUAUAUUUCGACAAAACUAUUUUUUGACCAUUUUUGAAGAAUUUUGUGUUCAAAAGUAGGUUUUGGUUUUUUUGAAUUUUUCAAAAAAAUGUCAGGUAAAUUAUCAAGAUGGGUUAAAAUUUAAGGAACGAUUCAAAAAUUUCUGCACGAACUUUUUUUGGCUUUUUGAAGAAAUAUGGGUCCAAAAUUGAGGCUUGAUUUUCGGAGUUUUUUGAAGAAGGUGCUGGGUGAAAAUUUCGAGUGUGAUUCUGUUCAAAAUUGGGUCAUGUUUUUUGAGAUUUCUUGAAAAUAGUGUCAUUGGAACUUGGACCUUGAUAGAUGGAUUAAAAUUUCAUGAUGAAUUUAUUAAAUUUCAACAAAACUAUUUUUUGACCAUUUUUGAUGAAUUUUGUGCUCAAAAGUAGGUGUUGAUUUUCGGAAUUUUUCAAUAAAAUGCCAGGCAAAUUAUCAAAAUAGGUUAAAAUUUUGGAAACAAUUCAAAAAUUUCUGUACAAAUUCUUUUUGGCUUUUUGAAGAAAUAGGAGCCCAAAAUUGGGUCAUGAUUUUCGGGAUUUUUUGAAAAAGUGUCCAGCAAACUACCUAAAAUUGGUAAAAAUUUUUGGGAUAAAUCAAAAAUUUCCAUGCAAACUUUUUCCCAUUGUUUGAAAAAUUAUGAGCCCAAAAUUAAGUCAUUUUUUUGCGAUUUUUUGAAAAAAGUUUCAUGGGGCCUUCAAAUCAUUUUUGAUGAAUUUUAAGCUCCAAAUUUGGUCAAGAUUUUUGGAAUUUUUUGAAAAAGUGGGUAACCUAUCAAAAAUAAGAGUAAGUAUGUAAAUUUUUGGAGCAAAUUGAAAAUUUUUACCAAAACUUUCUUUAUAUUUUUGAAGAAUUUGGAGCCCAAAAUUUGCUCAUGAUUUUUGAGACAUUUUGAAAUUCAACAAAAAUAUUCUUUGAGCACUUCUGAAUAAUUGAAUUUUCAGCCUGAAAUUGGGUCAUGAUUUUGAUGGUUAUUCGGAAGUGCGAUACGGCUUAUCAAAAUAGGUAAACUUUUUGAAGAUUUUUAAACUCAAAAUUGGCUCAUGACUUUUGAGAUUUUUGAAAAAGGUGUCAUGUGAAUUUAUCAAAGUGAAAAUGGGUUGAAAUUUGGCCAGAAAAUCACAGAUUUCGCUAUUAAAACAUUUUUUGAUCGUUUUUUAAAACUUUUAAUUAGGAAUUGGGUCAUGACUUUUGAGAGUUUUGAGGAAAUGCAACUCAUCAAAAUGGAUUAAAACUCCGCGAAUAAUUUAAAUAUUUUAAUUUUUAAUGAGAUUUUUUUUAGCAGUUUUGAAGAUGUUGACCUCAAAGUUUGGUCAUAAUUUUUAUGAUUUUUGAACGUGUCAUGCACUUAUCUAAAUUUAACAGUCUUAAAUUUUGCGAGAAAUUCCAUUUUAAAAAUUGAUUUUUUUUAGCGUUUUUGAGGAAUUUUGACUUUUGAAUUUUUUUUUAAAAGUGUCAUGCAGUCUAUGAAAAUGGAUUACCUUAAGUUUCUGGGGAAAUUCAGAAACUUUUUUCAAAAUUUUUUUGGUCGUUUUUAAAAAAUUGCAAUUUUAAAUUUGGUUGAUUUUAGAAAAGAUUUUUGGAAACUAUAGAAGAGAAGAUUUUGAACCCUAUCAGAGUUGGUAGGUUGAAAUUUUACCUCAUUUUUCCAAACUACUUACUUGGAAAAUUGACUUCAUUUUGUGCUAACAAUUUUUCAAAAACGUUCAAAAAAAGUUUCAAUAGAAAUUUUGAUUUUUUGUCGCAAUUUGUGGUUCAUUUUAAUGAGUUGCAUGGCAAUUUUUUUCAAAAAUUCUAAAAAUCAUGAAUUUACUUGGACCUUUAGAUGUCAAAAUAAUUAUUUGAAUUUGUCACACAAUUUCAGCUGAUUUUCAUAGGGCAUACCUACCUUUUUCAAAAAUCCUAUAAAUCAUGACCCAACAUUCGGGCUCAGAAUUCUUCAAAAGCCCAUUUAUUUUUUCUAUGUAGGAAAGAGGAGGGGGUUACUGCGACUUCGAAAUGCAACGACUCCUUCAUCGUGCAAGGUAUUUUUGGCGAGGUUUCGUUGAACCCUUUCAUGCUAGGAAUAUUAAUUUUUUGGGCUGCCUACUUGAUCAUUCCUGUUUAACGAUUUUUUAUGCCAAGUUUGCCAAAAAAAACACUCUUGAAGAACACUAGUGCCCUAUUAUGCAACUGGCCAGCUGAAGUGAAAAUAUUUGCCACUUGAACUGUAGAGUAAGAGCUUUCUCAUUCCAUUUUCGCGAUUUCUGAGUGAUAUUGAACUGAUGGAAGUUGUUCCUUAGAGAAUUACUUUACUUUUGGAACUAGUUCAGUGUUUCCUACUUUGUUGGAAUUAAGAGUAUCCCAAAACUGUUGUGGGUUAGUUCCUGAUUUGCUCGCGUAUUAGGUACUUAUAAUGAUAGAGUAUUUUCAUAUCACACCUUCCAUUAUUUUAAUGAAUUACUAAAGAAAAAGUCUGUACCUUUUUCCUGUUUCGACUUUUUUAUGACUGAGUCCAGCGAACAGCUAAGAAAUUACGAGUACGAUAUGUUUUUCUUCUAGAAAAUUUGUUCGUAAGUAGGUAACUAUGUCGUCGCGAAAAAAAAUCGACAGGAGAAGGAGAAAGGGAAACUCCAGCCAUCGGCAACAGAUAUUAAAAUAAUACGAAUAAAUUGCUUUAUUUCUGUGUCAUAUGUCAUAUCAUUCGCGAAGCACUUGAAAAACGUGUAGCUUUUUUUCGCAUCGCCGUUUUCAUCAAGUACCUACCUUGCAGUGUGUUUUUGCAUUUGAAAAGUACACUUAUGAAUAAUUAAAAUGUUCGUUAGUUUUAUGAUUACUUUUUUAUAAUAUCCUAAGGCUAUACGACCUGACGUCUAACGUAAUAUGAAAGAUGUAAUUUUCUCCCAGGAUUAUCAAUGAACGACACGUUUUUUUUUCCUCGACCGAGGUUUUCAUUUCUACAGCAAUGACAAGACUGACAGUUUUACAUUCAUUUUAAUGAAAGAGAACAUGAAAAAAUGAAUAAAAGAGAUGAGAGUUGAAACAUGUACGUGGUAUGUGAGCUCUCGAUGUAGAGGUAGCCUAUUUUUUUGAUUUUUUUUUUCUUACCAGGCAAAUGCGUGUACCUAUAUCUAAAUGUAUAGAUUAUUAAUUUUGUUUUUAUGUGUACUUUUGUUUUAAAUAUGAAAAUUGCGUGUGGAAA